This is a messenger RNA of Cladophialophora immunda, 393 nucleotides long. RefSeq lists its product as uncharacterized. Gene Ontology annotation, cellular component: cytoplasm. Gene Ontology annotation, molecular function: aldehyde-lyase activity. NCBI's taxonomy places the organism in Eukaryota, Fungi, Ascomycota, Eurotiomycetes, Chaetothyriales, Herpotrichiellaceae. The coding region runs from base 1 to 393 and encodes 130 amino acids. The record is from RefSeq and is a predicted model, not a curated record. The transcript is spliced from 2 exons.
AUGGCUUUUAUCUUCUCUAACAACCUGUAUCGAUCAGUCGAAGCACGUCAGCUAUGCAAGGCUGUCGGUAUCAAAAUGGUGCCCUCGGCGUUAGUGGUCCAAAUGGCGCAAAAGGCCGGCUUCGACGCUCUCUUCAUCGAUAUGGAGCAUUCGACUUUGUCCAUCCACGAGACCAGUCAGAUGUGCACAGCCGGUUUAUUGGCAGAGGUCACCCCGUUCGUCCGUGUGCCGCAUCAGUGCGGAAAUGGCCUGAUACAGAAAGUGCUUGACGGGGGCGCCAUGGGCGUUAUUUUUCCACAUAUCGACUCAAAAGGCAGGUCUCGCGCUGGGGGGAAGACUUCCUCCGGCAACAUCAUUCUGCAGACACACACUGCAACCAUCAGAUUGAGCUAG